Molecule: messenger RNA, 378 nt
Organism: Lichtheimia ornata
Lineage: Eukaryota; Fungi; Mucoromycota; Mucoromycetes; Mucorales; Lichtheimiaceae
Exons: 2
Coding region: 1-378 (125 amino acids)
Source: RefSeq, a predicted model, not a curated record
AUGUCGCAUGCAAAUAUGCAAGCAGAUUAUACGGCAAGCCCACCCAAUCGAAAUGCUCCAUGGCAACCACCCCAUCAUCCAGCUCAUGGCGGUGAAGAUGCCUGGGAUCAUUCCAAAGACGCUCGUGAACAUCCUGAACUUCACACCACAGCCUAUGGAACAGUUGACACAAGCAACUUGAUGGAAGAGCAAGGUGAUGAAGAUAUGGAAGAAAUGCUCAAACACCAACAAAGCAAAGACGACAAUUCAAGCAAAGACACCCGUUGGCAAGAUAGCUCUCCUCCUGCUCACCACGAUGAGUCUGUUUUUGGACACACAGUACCCAAAUUGCAUCCAUUCCCUCGAGCCCCUGUCAAGCGAGAUUUGAACGAUAUCUAG